AUGACGGGGCUCCCAGUCACCCUUCAUACUAAGGUUCUCACAGCCCGUGUCGUUGGCUCAGCCUACGGGUCGGUCGUUGGCUCAGUCUACGGGUCGGUCGUUGGCUCAGUCUACGGGUCGGCCGUUGGCUCAGUCUACGGGUCGGCCGUUGGCUCAGUCUACGGGUCGGCCGUUGGCUCAGUCUACGGGUCGGCCGUUGGCUCAGUCUACGGGUCGGUUCGUUGGCUCGUCUACGGGUCGGCCGUUGGCUCAGUCUACGGGUCGGCCGUUGGCUCAGUCUACGGGUCGGCCGUUGGCUCAGUCUACGGGUCGGUCGUUGGGGAGCCUAUAGACGUAUUUUACCUAAACUGUUCCAUAAAACUCAGCGGGUGA
This is a messenger RNA of Homarus americanus (American lobster), 372 nucleotides long. RefSeq names its product keratin-associated protein 6-2-like. Lineage: Eukaryota; Metazoa; Arthropoda; Malacostraca; Decapoda; Nephropidae. Bases 1 to 372 code for a protein of 123 amino acids. The record is from RefSeq and is a predicted model, not a curated record. The transcript has 2 exons.